UAUCUGCAAGCCACACCCACCGAGCUUCUUCUGAUUGGAUAAUCCUGGACCCCCGCCACAACACUGCCCUCAUUAAGCAGCCCGGUAAACAUGCCCUGUGCAGACCGUAUGCAAGAUUUCAAACCGAGAUCCACAACGAGAUAGCCGGGGAACCAAAAAAGGCGCAAAGAAGAGAGGACCGGAGUUUUAGACUUUGCCACACACAAAAAGGAACCCUAAUCUCCCCAAACGCACCAGCAUCAACCGAGAAAGACAUCCAAACGCGUCUUUUUAAAAAGGUUGGCACAGACAAGAUGAAAAGUUUCUUCGUGUUGGCAAUACUGUCGUUUCUAAUGAUGGUGAGAUCGUGCCACUCAAGUUGCGAGGAGAUACAGGAACCAAGUGGCAGCGAUUUACAAAUAAAGGAUAGUUCGAGCGUAAACACACUACCCCGCUCCUUCUUGAAGCGGUUCUAUGACGGGAUGAAUUAUGACGGCUUUGUCGGACUCAUGGGCAAAAGAACCGCCGGGUCAAACGAACUGCCACCUCAGAAAAGAGAUAUGCAUGAUUUCUUUGUUGGACUUAUGGGAAGGAGAAACACAGAGAACGGCAAUCCAGUCCCUUUAAAAAAGGAAACUUUCCCAGAAUCAAGAGGAACCAUCUUUCCUAAUAAGUGUAAAAUGAGGUUUCGUCGCUUCGUGUAGUGCCGAAGUCCCGAUCUCAUCAGCCAAAGCGCAUCAUGUUUUCAAAUAUGAACAAUUAUUAUUUUGUAUACAGGAGAGCCCAUGUUUGUUGUAAAGGAAAAGUGAAAUACACACACACAUUCUGUUCCAUUGAAAAGCUAUUGUAAAAAUUAUCUGGGCAGUACAGAUUAUUUCAGUACAUAGAUACCCGGCUUUGCGUUGGCUGUUUUAUUUAAUGGUGUAAAACAUCAUUUUUGAUUUAAAAAAAAAAAAAAAUCAAUAAUAAUAAUAAUAACAACACAUGUUUUAUAAAUAAAAGUGAGUACUGCAUUUCUUUUUUUUUCUUUAAACAUUUAAAUACACUGCAAGAAAAAAGGCUUGCAUAUGUUACCACGUUGUUGUAGCUCAGAGGCUCUACAGUACAGGCGAACAAAAUUAAACAGCGGAGGGCAACAACAGAUAAGACCAUUUAGGGCGAAACCAGAAACCCUUGUGUUGUGGGACAGACAGAUUGGGUUCACCUGUCCAGUUCUAAGGAUUCUGGUCCCCGUUCCAUUUUCAGGGAUAACGGCGAGUUGCGGAGCACCAGGGCGUUCAGGUGUGAUCCGGUUCAGCUCGGUUCAGGUGUGGUCAGCUCUUGGAGACUACAGCCUGUGCCGAAGUUAGUUAAUCACAUUACUGUUUGAAACAGGGCGGCCCAUGGUGUGAUUAACAGCAAAUCUGCUUAUCCACUUACACGGGAUUAAGGUUUACUGUGCGGUCACGACCCUUCAUUGAGCUCCCUGCUCAAAUUACAAAAAAGCACAAAGCCAACUGGCAAUUCUGCACCCAGCUGUACUGAUGGGAUAUGAAUCCAUUAAAGAGACCCCUAUUAUAAAGCUUUAACCCAGUCUGGUAAAGAAAUCAACAGCAGUCUCUCAACUACACCACUCUGUACCUAGAUACAUAGAGAACCGCUGACCGCAUCCUGAUAAAACUUGAAGAGGCCAUGAAUUCGCUCAAGUGGUUGCGUCUGGCCGUCUGCCUUUACAGAUGUAUGUAUGCAUGUCACAUUUACAAUCCAAUUGUCUGAGAACUUGGUUAGAACAUAGGGACAGAUGAAGGGGCGUGUGUCGCAGUAUUUCACACUUUCUUGUUUUUACAUACGUGUAGGUGUUGGUGAUCUACUUCAUUGACGACACAGGGGUGUGUGUUACUAAAUAUGCCUGUGUAUUUAUUCUAAACCACUUUUAAAUAAGCCUUCUUUGUGAACCCACCAAGAUAUCCGAAGCCCGGAUCUACAAGGCAAAGCUAAUUAAGACAGCUGCUGCUUCGCUUCACCCGAUCUUUCAAAAGCACUGCAGGGACCGGCGAUGCACUUGGACUGGGGACUGAAGAAAGCUCUGGAAAACAAACCACAAGUGCUGAAUAAAAACACAUUUCGUGCCUGGGUGGUCACACACAUUAUAAUUCAACGUAACACUAUUUCUUUGGCGAUCAACUGUUACUGGUAACGCUUCACGCCUUGCUUAGUAGCGGUCUGUUUUGGUUUUGAACCCGCGACACAAACACACACAAAAACACAGAGCCAUGAUUGGUUCGUUUGCUGGAACCCACCAGAUGGGUCAUUUUAAUCUCAAGUAGAAACCUUGCGUUCAGUCAGUUACUCACAGUACAAUGUUCAAUACAUACAGAGGACCGAAUGGCUUCAUGCCUUUAGUACUGUACCUACCGCACUUCAAAAACUUGUGUUGGCCUGCAGCAAACCAACCCACUUUAAAACUGGCCUUGAUAUAUACUGUGUUGGUACACUUUAGCGAAAUGUUUAACUUGAAAUAAAUGCUUGUGAUUUAAAAAGAAAACAGCAUCAUUAUUUUAAAAGUGACUUGCCUUUUAAAGGCGUCAUACUUUGAAUAAUUAUCGAAUAGUUCUUUAAAAGACAUUCUCCAUCACAGAAUACAUUACUAACGUGUUAUUUCUGUGUAAGUAUAAUCAUUAUUGCACUUUAUAUCUGAGUCUUCAACCAGGAGGUGCUCCGUGGAGCAAUGCUUAGAUCAUAUUCAAUAUACACUUAAAUACUAUAGAGUGAACAAACUGUAAAAUGCAAUGCGGAGACCAUCUUUAGCAUUGAUAUUGCACAUUAAGUUGUUUGGUUUAUUUUUUUAAGAACUUAAUUUUCAAUUUUUGUUAUCUUUAAGAUAACGUAUUAAGUUUUUUUUUUUAAAUAAAAAAAUGGUAAGAUUUUGGUAUAAAAACUACAU
Messenger RNA from Acipenser ruthenus (sterlet), 2902 nucleotides. RefSeq names its product tachykinin-3-like. NCBI's taxonomy places the organism in Eukaryota, Metazoa, Chordata, Actinopteri, Acipenseriformes, Acipenseridae. The record is from RefSeq and is a predicted model, not a curated record. Bases 294 to 683 code for a protein of 129 amino acids. Gene Ontology annotation, biological process: tachykinin receptor signaling pathway; positive regulation of blood pressure. The transcript has 7 exons.